Molecule: messenger RNA, 6367 nt
Organism: Platichthys flesus (European flounder)
Lineage: Eukaryota; Metazoa; Chordata; Actinopteri; Pleuronectiformes; Pleuronectidae
Gene: hspa12a
Product: heat shock protein 12A
Exons: 11
Coding region: 277-2394 (705 amino acids)
Source: RefSeq, a predicted model, not a curated record
GGGGUCCAACAUCCACGAAGCUCCCCCCACCCCCCUCCUCCACUUCCACAGCACUUGGGACCCCCGUGUGUGCGUGUUAAAGCUCCUCCGUGAAACAGGAAGCGGCGAGGCGGAGGGAAGUUUCCGUGGAUUUAGCAGCGCGGGAAGCUUCACGUGUGGUUUUUGUCGCUGAGGGGUUUCUUCUUCUUCGCUCGGUUUUAUCGGUACAGCAGGAAAAUUGCUUGGUGCAGCUGCAUCGGGGAGAAGGCUCUGGAGGAGGAGACACUGCGGGACGUGAUGACUGACAAACAAGCGGCGACAGAGGAGAUAGUACCAGAUACCAUGGCUAAUCCUUCCCCAGCAAAGAGCAUGGGCGACCCUGGAAUCACUCCACUGUCUCCUACACACACUCAGCAGAACGACACCGACCAGGUUCAGACACAGCUCUCCUUUGUGGUGGUGGUUGCCAUUGACUUUGGCACCACAUCCAGCGGUUAUGCUUACGCAUUCACCAAGGAGCCAGAGUGCAUUCACACCAUGAGACGUUGGGAAGGCGGAGACCCUGGUGUGUCCAAUCAGAAGACUCCAACCACAAUCCUGCUGACUCCAGACAGGAAGUUCCACAGUUUUGGCUAUGCUGCUCGCGACUUCUACCAUGACCUUGACCCCAGCGAGUCAAAACAAUGGCUCUACCUAGAAAAAUUCAAAAUGAAGCUCCACACCACUGCUAAUCUGUCCACUGAAACAGACCUCCAUGCAGCCAACGGGAAGCGAGUGAAAGCUCUGGAUAUCUUUGCAUAUGCAUUGGCCUUCUUCAAGGAGCAAGCACUAAAGGAGCUGAGUGACCAGACAGGUGGUGACUUUGACAACAACGAUGUGAGAUGGGUGAUCACAGUUCCUGCCAUUUGGAAAAUGCCGGCGAAGCAGUUCAUGAGGGAAGCUGCCUAUAAGUCUGGUCUGGUGUGCCGUGAAAACCCAGAGCAGCUGAUCAUCUCUUUAGAACCCGAGGCAGCAUCAAUCUACUGCCGCAAGCUCCGCCUCCACCAGAUGGUGGACCUGGGCACCCAGACCACCCAGAAUGGCUUCAGCCCCACUGACAAUGCAGGGAGUGCAACAAACCAAGCCAAGGAGCAUGUUCGGCGCAACCGGCAGAGCCGCACCUUUUUGGUGGAAAAUGUCAUAGGGGAGCUUUGGUCGGAGCUGGAAGAAGGAGAUCGUUAUGUAGUGGUGGACUGUGGUGGAGGAACAGUGGACCUGACUGUUCAUCAGAUCCGUCUUCCAGAGGGACAUCUGAAGGAGCUCUAUAAGGCCUCAGGUAAAAAGACCCACAGUGUAACACAAGGUGGCUUUGCUCUGUUUCCUGCACACGGUCUUACCUUGACGAAUUGUUCUGAUCAGUCACAAUCCCCUCUUUUCCCAGGUGGCCCCUACGGCUCUAUCGGUAUUGACUACGAAUUUGAGAAGCUGCUGUGUAAGAUCUUUGGUCAGGAUUUCAUCGACCAAUUUAAGAUCAAGAGGCCGGCCGCCUGGGUGGACCUGAUGAUUGCGUUCGAGUCUCGGAAGAGAGCAGCGGCCCCGGAACGUACCAACCCCCUCAAUAUUAAUCUGCCUUUCUCCUUCAUCGACUACUACAAGAAGUUCAGGGGCCACACCGUGGAACAUGCCCUACGCAAGAGCAAUGUGGAUUUUGUUAAAUGGUCGUCUCAAGGGAUGCUGAGGAUGAGUCCAGACGCUAUGAACUCCCUCUUCAAACCCACCAUAGAUCACAUCAUCCAGCAUCUCACCGAGCUAUUUGAGAAGCCAGAGGUGAGCGACAUUAAGUUCCUGUUCCUAGUGGGAGGUUUUGCUGAGUCGCCCUUGCUACAGCAUGCCGUCCAGAACAUGCUCCAGGGCCGCAGCCGCAUCAUCAUCCCACAUGACGUGGGCCUCACUAUUCUGAAAGGUGCUGUGCUGUUCGGCCUGGACCCCAGCAUUAUCAAAGUCCGCCGCUCGCCCCUCACAUAUGGUGUGGGCGUCCUCAACCGCUUUGUUGAGGGCAAGCAUCCACCAGAGAAGCUGCUGGUGAAGGAUGGCACCCGAUGGUGCACUGACGUUUUUGACACCUUCAUCGCUGCAGACCAGUCCGUGGCACUGGGUGAGAUGGUGAAACGGAGCUACACGCCGGCCAAGCCUUCCCAGCAGGUUAUCGUCAUCCACGUCUAUUGCUCGGAGAAGGAGAGGGCUGGGUUCAUCAGCGAGCCCGGGGUCAGGAAGUGCGGAACACUUCGUUUGGAUGUGAGUGGAACGGAAAGCACAGCGCCACGCCGUGAGAUCCAGACGCUCAUGCAGUUUGGAGACACAGAGAUUCGGGCCAUGGCAGUGGAUGUGUCCACUGGACGCACUGUCAAAGCUAGCAUUGACUUCCUCAGCCACUAAGUAGACCGUGAGAGCUAAUGUAACAGAAUUAUUGGAAGUAUACGAAAUGGAAAAUACAGCUUACUCACAUACACACAUAGACAUACAUACACAUAUAUACACACACAUUCACAUACAGAGCCAACAAGCUGGGGAUAUUUACUUGAAAGUGUUUAAGGAUAUUCAAUCUCAAGGCCCAUGAACAUUCUUAAACUUAAACGCGGGAUUACAGUCAACUGUAGAAUCUGAAAAGAAAACAUGCCUUUUAAGGUCUGUUUAUUCACGUCCGUCCCAGUAGUUAAUUUGCUGACAAGAUCCACAGUGUUCACACACUCAUAACAAACCCAAUUACCCCCUUAGGACACAGAUGCAUCUGCACAGGGUCAGAUUUAGGAGCUUGUUAUCAAAAUGAGUCAAACCUGAUAAUAAUCCAACACAACCAUGGUGGAAACAUUCAGAACACGUCUUUGUAUGCUUCAGUUUCUUUAUUGCCGCAGCAGGUCAUCGUAUUUCAUCAAUGAUUCUGAUUUCCACUGUACUUCACAGCAGUUCUUAGGGCCAUUCCAGUGGUUUUCAUUAUUCCUUUGAACGUUCUGUAAACCAUUAACACGUAACACAGCUACACACAGCAUAUCGAUAGAAAUCCUCUGAACAGGUUCUUAGUUACCUUAGCUGUAGUGCUGUUGCAAAGGCUAACUGUGGGUGUCAUGUUCUCACCUAAUAAAGAUGAAAUGGUUAACGUGUUAGCAAAUACCCCACUAUUCACAUGUGGAGGACAUGAGACCUGUAUGGAGACAUUAGCAUCAAUGCUUCCUCUCCUAUUUAAGUCUGUCCACCAGCUACCUGUUUCCUGUUUGCUGCUGGUCUGUGGGUUUAUCAGACGAGUGAUGAAGACAGUGAGACUGAAACAACCUGUAAAAUAGUAAAACCAAAACAGUUCGCUUAAAGAUGCUAAAAUCUGUAGAGCUGAGGAGAAACUGCAGCUUAUUGACAAAUAACCUUUUUGUUAACAGGGAAAUAAUGAUAAUGAAGAUACUUGGCUUAACGAGGGUUAACAGUUACAUACAGGAAGUAUUUGUUUUAGUCCAGUUAGAGCUGUUAAAUACACAACAGCUCAAGAGGAAAAUGCCAACUUUAUAGAUUCAGGUUCUUAUUCACCCUCCUAAAUGACUAGGUACUGAAGAAAAUCACAUAUUACCACAAAGGUACAGCGUUUAAAACUCAAACCAACCAGUAAAACUUUUCAAUCAUGCAAAGCCACCAGUCUGGUUCUAAAGGAAUGUGCUGUGAGCUCAGUCUGAAAAUCAAGUGCAGCCAUCAGAUGUGCUUAAUUGUUGCCUUUAUUUCUUUUUGCUUGUGACUAAUAGAUGUGGACUAAACACCACUUGCUCACUUGAAUAUUUUGAAGCCAUGUGUGACUCCAGUCGAGAGAAUGAAGUGUGUUUAUUUCUGUAAAUACAGUAUUUAAAUAUUGUACAGAUUUAUAGCCUUGUUUCAGCAGCUUUAGAACCAAGAGCGUGUGUGUGUGCUUGAGUUUGUGUGUGUUGGUGUGUGUGUGUGAGUGCGUGUGCUUUCUCAUGAACAUCUCAACAUUUAUUUCCACACCAGCCAUAAGCAUGAGAGGCCCAGGCAGGUUUGAUUGCCUUGUUCAUUCAGAAUGAGAGAUUUAAUGUGUUGCCAGUUUUUUUUUUUUUUUGCAAACAUGAAGAAACUUGAAUACCUCUGUCCUUUGAGUGAACAGGUCUGCUGUUAGUUUUGAAAAGAGCAGGAUCUGAAUGUGUCCAGUCCCCCUUCCCAUCCACCCUGCAGCACAGCUUCUGCAGGGAUUUCAUUGUGAUUCAUUGCAAAUUCAGCAACUAAUUAUUUCCAAGAAAUAAAAACUAGAGCUGUCAAAUAUAUUAAACAUGUUUGUUUGUGUUUUACAGCUGAGGCAUAGUCACACGAGCCAAAAGCCACAGUUCCACAUGGCUAUGGAAGGUUAACAUUUCAAGUCUUAAUUGAAAGAGUGCCUAGUGUGAAGAAAUUGUGAUGUCGGGAGUCACUCAUCCAAUCGGAACAUGCGGUGUGUUCCUUCACCCUCUUGACGAUAUACUGAAGCUUUAUAUACGUGUGAGCUCAGACUUAAUCACUGAGAAUCACACUGAUCCAAACAUCAACACGCUCAUCUAACGUCCUCGUGAAAGUACGUGUGUAGGUUGAGUUAAAGGGCCAUUACUGAGUUCUCUCUGAUCUUCUAACCCUAACCCUGCUGGCAGCAAGGAGAAGGAACCCUGGUGGAAAACCUUGUUCAAGCUCAGUGAUGUAAUAACGUAAUACAUCAUGUAGCGGCUGGUGGCGGAUGGUUUGUUUCUCAUUCGGCAGAGCAGGAUUACUUAACGACUGGAAGGUGUGACAGCUAGCAUGGAAGCGUCCUCUGUUGUGCCUCUAAGGGGGGUUUGAUUCUUUAAAGGUCAAAACUGACUAAAUGAGUACUUUCAGGGGAGUGUCCUGUCCGGCCGUCUUUCUUUCCUGGUGUGACCAAAGUAGAUGUGAUGCACCAGUUGCUUUGUAAAGUGGGUUUGAUUGGCAGGUUAUCUGUCUUGAAAAGUAGAAAAAUAUGCCCAUAUGUCCAUAUGUACUUUGCCUCCAUAAUCCAGUAAAAGAUUUGCACCGGUUGCAGUUAAAUACACAGAUUUCAUUCAAAAACAUUCCUGUGAUAAAUGCUGCGGUGUCCGAGGACCUUGGUCUGAAAGUUGCAUUUGGUUUUCCUUCCUGGUUCAGCAGAUCCAGAGGGAGACUGUGCAUCCAGUUCAAUGCAUGACCAUGUGUCCCCACAGCCCAACACAGAUCAGUGGGGAAUCACGUGUCACACAGACUCUUAGCUGGUGAAAUGUUGCAGAGCUGGACAUGAAACAUAAAGAGGCAACAUAUCACCAUGAUGAAUACUUAAAGAACAAUAAACCAAGUAAUCACUGAGUCGUUGGUAUUGAUCAACAACCCACACAGAUAUAUUAGUAAUUAUAUGCUGCAGUGUUCUGGAUUAUAACCACUUUUAAAGCCAUUUCCUUUGAUUCCUUAUUUUAACUGUGAAUGGAAAGUUGUCUCGCUCAGUGUCUGUGCACAAUUAUGCACAAGCUUCAAUGCUCUUCACUCCUACCGGCACUGUCUGCAAUGCAUGUUUCGCAUGUGUCACACAGGAAUGACUACACAACACGUCGCUUUUACUAGUACACAAAGUUAGGGUUACUACUGACGAUGAAGAUGGUGAUGAAGAUGGAAACUGCGGUCUUGGUUGUGUGUAAAACCCGGCUGCUUUCUGAGCUGUUGUAGAUAAUGUUACUGAUGGCAGCUCCUAACGCCCAUAGCAGGGCCACACAUACUGUACUGAUGAUGACUAACCUUAUAACCUUUGAUUCCUACUACACUUCACUGCUCUGACUAUUGAUGGAUCUCAAGUGGAAAGCUAUUAUAACACCACGGUCUGUUUGCGUCCUUGGAUAGAUAAUGACAUUAUUGUAUUUUGUUUGGCUUUGAGUAUUACACGAUGCACAGGACGCAAUUUUGUAGCAGCUUUAUAAGUAAAGCUAUGAUAAAAUGAUAUGAAGACAUGUAUUAGCUUUCUGUUGCUGGCACAUAAGGCAGCUGAUGCCAGAGGUGGAGUAUUUGAGUGGGUGUGAUUUGAGGUAGCAGCUUGCAUCAUGUACAAGUAUCUGCUUUACACUAUCUAGACAAAUAUAAUAGCAAAUAGGUUAAAAAAAAUGGCAUUUAAACUGAUUGAGCUUGUAGUUAGGAUCCUCUCAGCCACUGUGGAACUUAACACAAUGUAAACUUUGUUCUUUUGGCCUUUACUGAUGAUGCAAAGGAGUUUUAUUUGUGUUUUUUUUUUUUAUCUUCAGUUACUUAAAUGUGUUGUUCUCUUUCAAUCUUCACAAUGUAAUGGAUAUUUUUCUUGAUAAAUGCCAGGUAUUCACUGUCAGACUGUCACCAAUAAAAUGUAUGAUUAUUUCAAACAACA